This is a messenger RNA of Neurospora hispaniola, 234 nucleotides long. RefSeq lists its product as uncharacterized. Lineage: Eukaryota; Fungi; Ascomycota; Sordariomycetes; Sordariales; Sordariaceae. The record is from RefSeq and is a predicted model, not a curated record. The annotation marks the transcript as partial. The transcript has a single exon.
UACUGUGUAUUCGCAGCGGGGUAUAUUAAUAAUAUUAUUAUAUUUAAUAAUAUAGUUAAGGACCAUUUUAAACAUUUAGAAAUUAUCUUUAAACUCUUUAAAAAUAUUAACCUUAAUAUUACCCCCAAAAAGUUAUUUAUUACUUAUCCGUUUAUUCGGUUAUUAAAUUACUGUAUGGAUAGUUUAAGUAUAGCUACUAUAACCGAUUGUAUUGUAGCUAUUCGAAAUAUUUAA